AUCAGAUGGACAUCUCCUGAGACAGGCAGCUUAGCUUUGCUGUGUGCCUAAAGCAAAAGAACAAAUUGCCUCUCUGCUCUGAGUUAUAAAGUGAUGGCCCAAGAAGAGAUGGAAGUUGAUCUGCAGCCAGCGGCCGGUGUCCCUGGGCAGGACCACGGGACGCUCRUGUCGGAGCACUCCGAUCCUGGAGAGCCCAGUGCUCCGGCGCUCGGCGGCCAAGGCAGCGAUGCUGCCGUUCUUCCUGCUGAUGGAGCCCUUGUGGCAUCGGAUGCUGCUGCAGCAGGGACGGCCGCCAACCCCCAGGAGCAGCCGCCUUCUGCCUCGGCCCUCCGUGGCCUGCAGAGGCUGUGGGCAGCGUUUGAGCAGCAGCAGCAGCUCUUGCCUGGGCCRCAGGGCACGCAGCGGCCCCGCGUGAGAAGAGCUCGCGGGCAGCAAAGGGUCGGUGGUUCCCAGAGGACGGCCAGUACCAGGACAGCGCUGGCCAGUUACUUCCAAAUCAGCAGGACCCAAGAGCCGGCUGCAGUAUCAGCUCCACGUCUGGAGCCUUCACACAAUCCGGGGGACAACCAGGGCCACAGCUCAGAUGAAACUGUAGAAGUGAGCGACUCUGACAGCAGCACUUCUACUGARGAGGAAGAGGAGGAAGAGCUGAAUGCUGGAGCUCCACUGUUACCCUCAGCUCAGGAGGCCCCUGUGCCACCCAGCUUAGAAGUUUCCAGUCAGGCCCAAGCAGAGCCACUUCCAGCUCUACCUCCCUCUGCAGAGGAUGAAAGUCAGGAAAACGAAGAGGCUGCAUUCCAGCAAAAGCAGAGAAGUCCGACAAAGAAGUCAGAAYUGUUGGCUCCUGCUGCACCCUUGGAUGAGGAAGAAGGGGACACUUGUGCCAUCUGCUUCGAGCAGUGGACCAAUGCAGGAGGCCACCGCCUCUCGGCACUGCGCUGUGGGCACCUGUUUGGUUACACCUGCAUCGAGAGGUGGCUCAAGGGACAGGCAGGAAAGUGCCCCCAGUGCAAUAAGAAAGCCAAACGUUCUGACAUUGUGGUCCUGUACGCACGGACUUUGAAAGCGCUGGACACCAGCGAACAGGAGCGGAUGAAAAGUUCUUUAGAAAAGGAGCAAAUGCUGCGGAGACAGGCAGAGCUGGAAUCUGCACAGAGCCGCCUCCAGCUGCAGGUUUUGACAGAUGAGUGCAGCAAACUCCGCAAGCAAGUUCAGGAGCUGAAGGCCCUGGUGGCGCAGCACAACGUGACCGCUCCGCAGCACCCCGGCGCCUCCCGCACGGGCCUCCCGGGCGGCCUCCCCUCCAGCCAGAGCCAGCRCAGGUACCAGUUCGAGAAGGCCUUCGUGGUGUCCCAGGCUGGCAGCUGCAGGGUCAUGGCCUUCUGCGACUCGCUGAGCUGCCUCGUGGUGUCACAGCCUUCUCCACAGUCCACUUUYGUUCCUGGCUGUGGUGUGAAGAUGAUGAGCGCAGCCAACCUGAAGAGCAGUCAGUACAUCCCCAUCCACAGCAAACAGAUUCGGGGCCUGGCGUUUGGCAGUCGAGCGGAUGGUUUGCUGCUCUCUGCUGCUCUGGACAACACUCUCAAGCUAACCAGCUUGGCAACAAACACCGUGGUACAGACGUACAACACUGGCCGUCCUGUCUGGAGCUGCUGCUGGUGUCUUGAUGACACGAACUACAUCUACGCUGGGCUGGUGAAUGGCUCUAUCAUGGUAUAUGACUUGAGAGACACAAGUUCUCAUGUGCAGGAGCUGACCCCUCAGAAGUCCAGGUGCCCCAUGGUGUCACUGUCCUAUCUGCCGCGAAUGGCCUCAGCAUCAUGUCCUUACGGUGGAAUAAUAGCUGGGACCUUGGAAGGAGCCUGUUUUUGGGAGCAGCAAGCUGGGACCUCUUACCGGCCUCACCACUUGCUCCUGGAGCCYGGAGGAUGCAUCGACAUUCAGACGGAGGUCAACACGCGCCACUGCCUCGCGACCUACCGGCCCAGUAAGAACAACCCUUGCCUGCGCUGCGUGAUGAUGGAGCUGAGCUGCAGCCCGCUGACAGAAGCUUCUGAGGACGUGGUGUGCUCUUCUAAYCCAGUUCAGACUUUCAGUGCCGGCCCCACCUGCAAGUUGCUGACCAAAAAUGCCAUUUUUCAGAGCCCGGAGGAGGAUGGCAGCAUCUUUGUGUGUGCUGGUGAUGAGGCGUCUAAUUCUGCCAUGUUAUGGGAUGCUGGAAGUGGCACCUUACUGCAGAAGCUGCAGGCUGACCUGCCCGUGCUGGACAUCUGCCCCUUCGAAGUGAACCAAACAUCCCUCCUGGCUACGCUCACCGAGAAAAUGGUCAAGAUCUACAGGUGGCAGUGACAGGAGCGUGCACACCUUCCACCGAGGGGCUUGCCAAAAUGCUGCUCAUCACCCAGCCCUGUUGGCCUACGGCACGGGCCCAGCCCCAGGCUGAGCUUCCCUGCACGUGCUGCUUGAGGGCUACAAGAGGGCUACAGCACCUCCCUGGUGGCAGGCAGGAACUGGGACACACGGAUGCCCGGAGCACUUGUUCUUCCUCCAUCCUCCUUUUUAACUCUGUCCUUGUUUCUUCUCUGGUCAUUUUUCUUCACCUCAACUCAGCAAGCUGCCUCAGCAUAGUAMUAAUUCUUGGACUGGCUCCAGUUUGGGCUGUUGCACUUUUUUUUUUUUUUUUUCCUGGUGGGAAUACAGUCCAGGGACCUGCAAAUCUCUUCUGCGAAUCAACAAAAUAAAGGGAACUUGAAGAUCUGAGGCUCCCGCUGCACUUUCUUGUGGAGUCCUGCUGUGACUAGUGAGUGAUGAAAAGGCAGCAAUUUKGGCAUCUCCCUGGAAUUGUUGAUACUGAGUGUAAAACAGGUUUGCUGCUUUAGAGAACAUCUUCCUAUCUUUCUUUUGAAGGUCUCGGGCAAAGGAAGCGGAURGUUCGUUGCUCAUGGGGAGAGACCUUUCUUAUGGCGCGGAGAACUCGGAGGGAAUCUCUUUGCGUUUUGUCAUGAGCACAUAACUUCACUGUAUUCCCUCAACUGUCUUCUGUUUCCUCUCCCCAGCAGCCCAGGAAGCUUGGACAACUUGGUCUUAGAAAACAAAGCCUCUGUAAUGCUAAAGAAACAGAGAUAAAAGGAGGAGGAUGACUUUGGUACUUGUGGCUGUUGURUCUGUGAUGCCCUUGUUUAAAGACACCAAUGUACUGAAACAGCCAGUACCAUGGAAAAAGAGUAUUAGCUAUUUAGAAACCUGUAGAAACUCAGGAAUUUCAGCAGUUUUUGUCUUAAAUCAUAGGUGCCAGCUCAGCAGCAACUUGCAGACUGCUUCCAGGUAUCCUUGUGCACGAGGGAGCUGCAGGCUCACUGGUGUAAAUCGAAGACGCGGUUGCCUG
Messenger RNA from Nothoprocta perdicaria, 3385 nucleotides. It is a transcript of the gene RFWD3, whose product is annotated as ring finger and WD repeat domain 3. Gene Ontology annotation, molecular function: ubiquitin protein ligase activity; protein binding. Gene Ontology annotation, biological process: double-strand break repair via homologous recombination; protein ubiquitination; interstrand cross-link repair. The record is from RefSeq and is a predicted model, not a curated record. NCBI's taxonomy places the organism in Eukaryota, Metazoa, Chordata, Aves, Tinamiformes, Tinamidae. Gene Ontology annotation, cellular component: nucleus; site of double-strand break. Bases 94 to 2349 code for a protein of 751 amino acids. The transcript is spliced from 13 exons.